CGCUGACAGUCAAAUCCUCAUGUUUAUGCAUUAAGAAAACAAUCCAAUCCAAUGUGUGUUGUUUUCUGUUGGAUAUCGAAUAUUACAUAGAUUUUCCCAUAAAUCCAUUGAAAUGGCAAAGUCAAAAGGUGGUAGAAAGAAGAAAACUGAAUUGGUCUUUGAUCCAAAGAACCGGCGCGAGUUUUUGACCGGAUUUCGAAAACGAAAGCAGGAACGACGACAAAAAGCUAGAGAAGAUUUAGAGAAGCAAGUGAAGGAAGAACGAAAACGUAUAAAACAAGAGAUUCGUGAUGGAUUUCAGGAACAAUUCAAAAAAUCGUUCGAACCCAUUGAGCUGGAAGGAGCUCUAAAAGAAGAAGAAUAUGACACAGAAAAUGUCACUGUACAGAUCGUAGAGUUAUCAACUGAUGAAAUAGCUAAAUCAAAUAAUUGGAUCGGAGCAAAUAGGCCAGUUUAUGAAGGUGAUCCAAGCAGUGAAGGAGAAAGUGAUGACGAUGAGGAAAAUGAGGAAGAAGAAGAAGAAGAAAUACCAGGUUUUACAGUCACAUCAACAAAGCCUUCGAAGAAAUCCACCAAAAGCGAAAAAUCACAAGACAACGAAAAUGAAAAUGGAACAGUUGACGAAACUAAAGCCAAAAAGAAAUUCAAGAAAAUCCCGGAAGAUAUUAAAUCAAAGCGGGCGCUUGGUCAAUUUUUCGCCAAACGUGCAACCAACACAUUAAAACAUUCGAAAGCUUUUCAAAUGAAAAAUAGAUUGGAAAGCAAUAAAAGUAGGAAAAAGGCGCGCGUCGAAAAGGAGAAACGUAUCAAAUUACAAAAUAAACGAGAAAAACACAAAAAGAACUCGACCAAACCUCAAAAGAAAAGUAAAAUUGAGAAAAAGGGCAGAAACCACAAAAAAUAACUAUUAUUUCGAUUCUAUGGUUUUUUACAUAAACACAUUUCAAUAAAUGUUU
Messenger RNA from Contarinia nasturtii (swede midge), 956 nucleotides. It is a transcript of the gene vito, whose product is annotated as nucleolar protein 12. Gene Ontology annotation, molecular function: RNA binding. Gene Ontology annotation, cellular component: nucleolus. The record is from RefSeq and is a predicted model, not a curated record. NCBI's taxonomy places the organism in Eukaryota, Metazoa, Arthropoda, Insecta, Diptera, Cecidomyiidae. Bases 113 to 904 code for a protein of 263 amino acids. The transcript has 3 exons.